Haemonchus placei is the source of this 1065-nucleotide messenger RNA. The record is from the annotation of a GenBank genome assembly. NCBI's taxonomy places the organism in Eukaryota, Metazoa, Nematoda, Chromadorea, Rhabditida, Trichostrongylidae.
UUGGCCCUCGUUCGACUUGACGCGGACAGGAGCGACCAGUCGGUGUUUGUUCGACGAUUGCUGCUGGAUAAAGCGCCUAUACUUCGCGAGUUAGCGUCAAGACGUGGUGAGACUCCCGCUCAUUUGGCCGUCGCUUUUGGAGAAUUUCAAGUGGUUGAACUACUGUUGUCGGGUCGAUCAAAGCACGUCAAGAAAACUGCACUGACCAGGGACUGCAAUGGCACAUCCAUCAUGAUUGCCGCUGUUACCUCUGGGAACAACGAAAUUGCUUUAUGGUUAUUGAAACAUUUCGGCAAAGACCUGACUUCGCUUCCGAACAUCUACGGAAUCACUCCAUUACACGUGGCAGCGUCUCAAGGUUGCACACCAUCUGCAUAUGCAGUACAAGGCGGGUUCCUGAAUGUGUUGGAAUACCUGGUUGAAACGGCACGAGCAGAAUUGGGAUGCAUUAGUGUGAAAGGUCAAUCUCUUCUUCACAUCGCAUCUCUGUGUGGUGACGAGAAAAUCGUGCAAUGGAUUCUGAAUCGCUCUGGGACUCACAUGACACUUUUGACAACUGUGGACAAUUCCAAUGCUCUGCAUUGUGCUGCUUACUGUGGUAGUGUACCGGUGUUGCGUAUACUGCUAGAACCAUGGUCUCGUAAGAAAAGGAGGAUCAUUUUGGCUCUGAAAGACAGUCGUGGGAAUACACCUCUUCAUCUGGCAACUAUAAACGAACACACGGGAGCAGUUUUAUUUCUGCUCAACUCGGACGCGGACGUGGAAGCAAUCAACGCUUGUGGUUUCAGCCCCCAAGCCAUUGCCCUCAGGAAAGGCAAUCAAGACUUAGCAACCCUCAUCGGUGAAUAUACCGGUAGGAUAGACGGAACAAAAAGGAUUUCCCAAGCUGAGAACUGCACCAAGAAUGAGAGCAGCUCCUUGAAAGAAGCGACAGAUAUAGCAGCUGGAGGAAGUUUCACGGAUUUAAUGAAAGACCUUGACGACGAAACCUGGACCGGAAUGGGACUAUCAGCUGUUGAGCAGAUCGACAGAGUCCUCGAUGAGAUCGAACUUCUUGGCAGAUGA